Messenger RNA from Blepharisma stoltei, 1769 nucleotides. The record is from the annotation of a GenBank genome assembly. NCBI's taxonomy places the organism in Eukaryota, Ciliophora, Heterotrichea, Heterotrichida, Blepharismidae.
AUGAAAAUAAGCCAACUGCUUGACUCAGAAGUUGACCAAAAUGAAAUUGAAUCAAAAUACCUAUGAUAUUUAACGCAAAAAUCAAGCAAUCGAAUUAAUCUCUCUGCAUUUACAAUAGAUCUUUCUUGGAGCAGCAAGAAUCUUUAUAUAUCUCCUAGGAUGGCUCUUCCUAGCAAUCAAAUUUAUGGAAUUGGGAAUUAUACCUUAAGUGAUAAUUUCCAAUCCGAAUUAAUCGUGGAUGAAAAUUCCAACAUAAAAACAAUACAAGGUCCAAAGAGAAAGGAUAAAUAUUGCAAUUUUUUUACCUCUUGCUAUUAUGAUGACUCAAUUUUGACUUUUGAAUGCAAUUUUGAUAAAUCUAGCAGCACCACAAUACAAUUAGCUAAAAAGUAUUUAAUUUCAAUGAAUAAAUGGGUCUGCUUGUGUCCUUUACCUUCAGAAUCACCAAUUUCUUGCAUAGGAUUUAAUCAAAAAAUUCUCAUUGUCGUUGAAAGUUAUAAAAAAUAUGGGAUAUAUUUAUAUGAUAUAAUUCUGGAUUCUUAUACCUAUGGCAUUCCUGUUAGUGAUCUUGAGAAAAAACAUUUAAAAACAUUGGUUAAAAGCAAAGGGAAAAUUUAUUUAAUUAUUCUCUAUAGUAAAUUUUAUGAAAUUUAUUCCACUGACGAUCCUUUGUCAGAGUGAGAUUUCGUUUGCUGUUUCCAGGAUUGUUUAGUUUAUUUAGGUUUGAGUGCUAGAACAUUUUAUGAAGGUUCUAUUUAUUAUAUUAGAGAAAACUCAUAUUUAUAUGAGUUUAAGUUGUCAAAUUAUAAGUCAAAAGCAAUACAUUAAUAUGGCGGAGGUGGCCACCCGACCUCUUGACGCAAUUCUCAACACCUGCAGGGAACGCCCAGGUGGAGGAACCAAGUCGAUACAGGUCCGGCAUCCUUAGUGUAUACCGGAAGAGGUUUUCUCCGUGCCACAGGGUAUGAUACCUGGGACAUGGGGUUUUUUCCUCCUGACAUGAAGUUGGAAAGGGCGUAGUCGGCCAUCGUCCCCGAGAUUAGGUAUAGUGAACUACACUGACUGGCACGGGGUGCUUUUGGCUCGAAACUGAGCCAAAAGCCCCGUGCCAGUCAGUGUAGUUCACUAUAUGAUCCUACUCGAAUUAGGGACCCUGAAGACAGCAGGUGCCUAGCGUGAAACUGGGAGUUACGCCCCAGGCUUCAGCCGAAAGCGAAUGGAUGCCCCAGGAGCAAGUCAGGUAGACUAACUUAAGCAAGGCAGACAGUGUUAGUCGGGGGCCCUUUAAUGUGGUGACGAACUUGUAGAGGUGAAAAUCCUCACUCACGGAAGGGGGUUAAUUUUUUAUUUUAAAAAACAAUUUAUAUAUAAAUUUUAUAAAAAAUAUUUUUUUUCGAAAAUUUAAAAAAAUCCUAAUUCUCAAAAAUUGUAAAGCAAAUAUUAAUUUAAUUUGUAAAAUUUAUGUUUUAAAAAGCAAUUUGUUUAAAAUGAAACAGAAUUAGCUCUAGAUUUCAUUAUACUAAUUAUCAUUAUAUAUAAAUUUUUUUUCCAUAAAAAAUUUUUGUUCACUCACGGAGGGUGGGUUUUUGGGCAAAAAAUAGCGAUUUUUCUAAUAGUUUUGUUCACUCACGGAGGGGAGGGGGGAGUCAUCCGUGUUUAAAGCAAACGCCCAUAAUCUAAUCUAAUCUAAUCUAAUCUAAUCUAAUAAGUCAAAAGCAGUUGGAGACUUAAGAGAAGUUUAUGUUAAUCAACAAAUUCAAAAAUUGUAA